This is a messenger RNA of Cantharellus anzutake, 896 nucleotides long. Its product is annotated as kinase-like domain-containing protein. Lineage: Eukaryota; Fungi; Basidiomycota; Agaricomycetes; Cantharellales; Hydnaceae. Gene Ontology annotation, cellular component: cytoplasm. Gene Ontology annotation, molecular function: ATP binding; protein serine/threonine kinase activity. The record is from RefSeq and is a predicted model, not a curated record. Gene Ontology annotation, biological process: peptidyl-serine phosphorylation; autophagy. The transcript has 6 exons. The coding region runs from base 160 to 522 and encodes 120 amino acids.
GGUGGGAAUGUGGGGGAGUACUUGAGGAAAACUCCGAAUGCUGACCGUCGUCGAUUGGUUCUCGGUGCGGCUAGAGGCCUGCAAUAUCUUCAUCUCAAGGAUGUGAUUCAUGGUGACAUUAAGCCGGAAAAUAUCGUCGUCAGUGCAGAAGGAAUCGCCAUGCUCUGUGAUUUUGGGUUGUCAUGCACCCUUCUCGAUUCCUCCACGUACGCGGAUGGGUCAAGCACUGCUGGUACUACAAGAUAUACGGCCCCAGAGGUACUUAGUUACGAAGUGCAACACCGCGAUCGCAAAAGCGAUAUGUGGGCUUUUGGCUGUACAUCUGGACAGAUACUUUUUGAUUUAAGACCGUAUCAUGCGUCAGAGACCAACUUUGCGGUUCUGCGCGCGAUAUCGGAUGGACGUGCCCCAUUCGAAUGGGAUGGUCCUGAUGAAUUUCUUGCCAGUAUUAGUUGUUGCCUCGAACGGAAUCCCAACGAACGUCUGACCAUUGAAGAAUUAGUCCUACGUUUAGAUCAUUGAUGUAGGUACCGCCGUCAAAUGACACGUUCAUCGGGGAAAUCAUGGACCUGAAAAGGGUUCUAGCACGCAAACUUUGUGCCCUGCCUGAAGAAUUUUAGACAUGACGACUGCAUUUUUCCUUUUUCACGCAGGGAAGUCCCUUCCCUACGGGAGUGCAUAGUGCUAUAUCUUCACCACAUAAAGAAUCACCAACUUUUUCCCCGAUCGCGUAGAGUACAUACAUCCACUAUCAUCUAGCACAUCAAAAUGUUGCCUUCCUCCAUGUUGAUUUCCGAUCAAAGGGCUUGUAUUGUACUAAGUAGAUAUGCGUAGCCUCACCCCGCUCAAAGUGAUCGUGGUGUGUAUGGUCGUAAUGGAGGAAAGAUGGGGGCGAG